UUCUGGCGGAAUCUAUGGGCAGAACUCAAGGCGACACAGCAAUGGCAGCGACCUUGUGCAGAGCAUGGCGUUCGUAGCAGUUUAAUUAGAUAACCACCUAAAAUGUUCGCAUAUCGACCACACGAAAUGACAAUUUGAUUUUUAUAGUAAAUGUUUUAGGGUGAUCAUAAUGAUUUCCUUCAUCAAGGCCGCUGUCGGCGGUUUGAGUGGCAUCUGUAGAGCCCACGGUUACAAAGGUCCUUUGCACAGCCACUUGAAAGUCCUCACUGCUGGGCUGAAGACGUAUGAAAUCCCACCAGACUACAGCGAUGUGGUAUUGCCAGAGAAACCCAAACUGAAGUUUGUGAACAAGGUGCCUAACUUCAAAAAGGCCAAGAAAGAGAUGAAGAAGCUAUGGGAUAUCCAAGGCCCAGCUAGGGCGGCAAAUACCUUCACUACUGGACAGUAUGCCAUUGUGGCGAUGGGAGGGGGAUAUCUUCACUGGGGUCACAUAGAGAUGAUUCGUCUAACCAUCAACCGCAAGAUGGAUUCCCGGACUACAUUUGCCCGCUGGCGCAUCAAUGGCCCAUAUAAGCCAAUCACACGUAAAGGUCUGGGUCAGCGCAUGGGUGGGGGCAAAGGAGCUAUUGACCACUAUGUGACACCUGUCCGCUAUGGACGUUUAAUCGUGGAGGUGGGAGGAAAGGUGGAGCUGGGGGAGGUUGAACAUAUCUUGAUUGAAGUGGCAAAGAAGCUUCCCUUCCCUGCAAAGGUAAUGAGCAGGGACACCCUCGCAGCCAUGCACAAGAAGCAGGCUGAUAUGGAGGAGAACAACCAGAAUCCCUGGACCUUUAAGCAGAUAGCACAUGGCAACAUGCUGGGUAUUAGGAGGGUGCUCAGCCCCUUUGACCUGCACAACAAUGGGCGCUUUACAGGCAAAUUUCACCUUCUGGGGAGGGUGUGACAGGCCCAGACAACAGGAAUCAAUACUGUGUAUAUUGUGACACCAUCCAGACCACACUGUUGAAGAAGCAACCAAAAUUUUGAAAGGCUCAGAGUUUCAACCAUAUUUGGGAAUCUUCUUUCAUGUUUUUUUAAUGCAAAUGUAUUAGUGAAUUUAACAUUUUGUUAAAGAGGUGUUUCCCCCUUUUUCUGCUUAAAAAACAAAUAAACUAGAUAAUGUAUUUCAGUUUUACAUGGUGGCUCAAAUAUUGUGACAAUAUUGAGAUUGGUUUUUCUGUCUAAUCAGAUGCAAAAGAGAAGUAAAAAUGUAUCUCUACAGAUUACACUAAAUUAAGAACAAAUAAAAAAGUGGUUGAUUUAUAAGUAUUUAUCCUCUUUAAAUUGUAACAAGUGAUUAGAUUUUAUCUGGAAUUCCAAUUGCCGAAGAAAAAAGUCCAUAAAAAAAAAAAAAUGGCAGUAUGACAGUAAAUCUACUUAGAGCAACUGUGAAAGAUUGACAGGUUUGCAUGGCUGUGAUUAGUGAUGCUGUACAUAGAGUGACUGUUGCUGGGGUGCAUCAGUACCUGUUCUCUCAUUUCUUACAACAUUUUUACACGUGUUCAUUUUUUGAUUAUCAGGUACAUUGUGAAUAGUACCUUAAAGCCUGUCAAAUUCAACAACUACAUUUCCCGUUGGCCUUUUUAACAAACUUGCUGUCUGAGAA
Molecule: messenger RNA, 1645 nt
Organism: Micropterus dolomieu (smallmouth bass)
Lineage: Eukaryota; Metazoa; Chordata; Actinopteri; Centrarchiformes; Centrarchidae
Gene: mrpl16
Product: mitochondrial ribosomal protein L16
Exons: 5
Coding region: 170-943 (257 amino acids)
Biological process (GO): mitochondrial translation
Cellular component (GO): ribosome; mitochondrial large ribosomal subunit
Molecular function (GO): rRNA binding; structural constituent of ribosome
Source: RefSeq, a predicted model, not a curated record